Nylanderia fulva is the source of this 1317-nucleotide messenger RNA. Its product is annotated as queuosine 5'-phosphate N-glycosylase/hydrolase-like. Lineage: Eukaryota; Metazoa; Arthropoda; Insecta; Hymenoptera; Formicidae. The record is from RefSeq and is a predicted model, not a curated record.
UAAUCGGUUUAUCUUCUUAUGUUGACAGCUGUUCUACAGCAUUCUGGUGGUUAAGUGAAUAUAAAGAAGACAUACAAGUAUAAAGAAGACAUAAUUAUAAAUAACCAACAGUUUAAAACAAUCGGCGAAAUAUAACUAACGUUAUGGAAAAUAAUAGCAGUGAUUGUGAUGUGAAAGAAUUAUUGCAGGCGGCGGAAUAUAUCGCUAGAAAGGCGCAAGACGUAAAGAUCGACAAAAAUAAUAUCGAUAAAUUAGCAGCCAAAAUACACAAUGAUCUUACGGAUGAUAAUAAAUCCUGGAUAGAACAUAAUGUAUUCUGGCGUCCGGAAACAUAUCCAGAUCUAACAGACUCGAAAGCGGUAGAUUGGCUGUUCGUGCUUCAUACAUUGAAUUUUUCACUCUUCAAUCCAAAAGGCACUCCGCAAUGGACAGCUGGUAAUUUAGAAGGAUAUAAUGCAUUAUGUUUUGCUAUUAAACGAGCCAUAAUAAAUGAUAAAAAGGAUUUAUGGAAUCCCACUUAUUACAAAAAAUAACACAAAGUAUGUUAAAACGUAUUUUUCGCAGUGACGAUGGUAAAACUCAUAUUCCACUUUUACGUGAAAGAUGUAAAAUUUUACAUGCGGUUGGAAAAGUGUUGGUAGAAAAAUAUAAAGGCACUUUUGUAGAAUGUGUCAAAUCAUGCAAUUACAAUUCAGAUAAAUUGAGGAAAUUACUUUUCGAUGAAUUUGAGCCGUAUCGAGAUGAAGCAAUAUAUGAGAGUAAAAAGGUUCGUUUAUUUACCAAAGCAAAUUCACUAGUAAGCGACAUAUGGGCAUGCUAUAGAAAAACCAAUUUAUUUCAACUAAAUAUUCACAAUAUAAUGUCCACAAUAUUUAUUGACUAUCGUAGUCCUAUAGUUCUCCAUCAUCUUCGAAUUCUUGAUUAUUCUAACAGACUUCUGAACAAAUUCAAAGACAGCGAUGAGCCACUUAAACAUAGAAGCAGAGAAGAACUUGAGAUACGAGGUUGCUCACUUCACGCUGUGAAUUUAUUGUACUAUUUCCUAAUACAAAAAAAAGUGCCUCCACAAAAUCCUCGUUGUUUCCUUUUUAUAGCAUUAACUCCUGAGCUAAUGCAAGGAUGCAAGAUUCUAAUUGACAAUUACUUGUAUAAAUUGUUAGCUGAUAAAAUUGAUACAGGAUGUAUUAAUGACGAACCAUUUCAUUAUAUUACAUCUACACAUUAUUAAAACGCAAACAUCAUUUAUUAUAUUAUCGUUAAUUUGCGAAAAAAUUAAGUAUAGUUUUUAUAAUUAUGACAUGAUUAAGUACACACAAU